AAGAAAUUCAAACUUGUCAGAGACAUUUACAAAAUAAAGUUUUUGUACAAAGACAUCAGAGCUCAGUGAAUGUUUCUAUAUGUUUUUGGAUCUUGAACGCUAACAUUACAAAAGUAACUUUACAGAACUACAAGAAUGAAACAAGGGAAAAUGUGUUCCAUGUGUGGAGACCUUCUGCCACCUAUUUUCAAUAUCUUGAUGUACGGAUCAAUAAUCUGGCAUCUAGUGACUACACAGAGUGGUCAUUGGUUCUAAUGAGUGAUCGCAUCAUGUAUGAGGGCAGUCUCUUUAUUGUACCCGCAGACUCUAAAAAUGAAGUUAUAUUUUCCAAAAUGAAAUUGUUUCACUACCACUAUUAUACUGCCGAACUAGUCUGUGUUGGAAGUAACUACCCAAGACUCAUUCAAAUAAUAAAUCGAUGUGAGAAUCUUGUAUUAAGCGAAAAAUACUAUAAUCCGAAAAAUUACAAGAGAGAAAUGACAUUAACUUUCACUAUUGAACCAGUGAAUAGACUUUCGGCUCUGGAGUGUAAAGUCUUUGACAAUGGUAGCAUUACGACAUCAAAGUUUCAAGACAUUACUUUGAAAAAUGAGCCUGCAAUUAUCUGCCCAUUCAAAGAUAAACAAAUUAAAGCCAAUGUCUAUGAUACAGUCUCUAUUCGUUUCAAAGUGUUGGCUUAUCCAGAGAUUACUUCAGUGAUUGUAACAAAGUCUACUACGAAUAAUACGAGUCAAGACAACGAAGAUGUUAAUUGGAGAGUUGAGUCUACACAAUUAACUGAAGUACUCUGGUUUAUAGAACUUUCUAAAUGCAUAAUUCAAGAGGAAGACUUCGGCAACUACUCUGUAAGUGUCACGUCUAAUCAGAAAACUUCAACGGAUGAAAUAGUUGAUAUUAUUCUAAAAGAUCCUUCACGAUUGAUAAUACUCCCCGAAAAUUACUGUACCAAUGAUACAUCAGCAAUUGUCUACAGAUUAGUCAAAACAGGGCUACCUCUUUUAAUACCCAGCAUCAUGUCCAAACCAUACAGUAUUGAGAUUGUACCAAACAAGUUGGCCAGUGAAUAUCUGAUUAAAGUCUAUUUUCAAAAUUGUGCACAGUUUCUGGGAAAACAAGAAACAUUUACAUUACUGGCUGGAUCAGAAGUAUUCCAUUUAACAUUCAGUACUAGGCACAAUGGUUACAGUUUACCGUUGUGUGUACCUUUAAACCAAGAGAUAACUUUGUUAACAACCAUUGGAGAAGAUCUUGUGUUCACUAUGUGCUUGAUGUCAGACAGUAUAAUUCAUGAAGAAAAUGUAGGUUUUAACAAAAUGUUUAGACCUAAUUUCGACCCAUUUAAAUAUUCUGUGAACAUCAAGCAGGACGUCAAUGAAUAUAAUAUAACCUGGACAUUAAGAAAUAUAACCAGAGAUGACAUCAAGUUUUAUGUGUUUAGAAUAAGAAACUAUUUAAGGAGAACAGCGAUAUUCAUUUUAAACUUAAAAUUAAAAGAAGGAGCACCAUAUUUUUGUGAUGACAGUAAACCAACAGUAAAACAGAUCUCAGACAAGACUCUAAACGUUGGUUUUUGUAUUCGAUCGUACCCGAUAUUGAGUCGAGAUAUUCUGAUCAAUGACAUAAGUUACAGAAUUUUGAUUCAUGACAUCGUGGAAGAAAUCACAAGAAACACCGGCGACGUGGCUGCUGGUUCUAGUGUCGACGAAAAAACGUUUUCCAGUUAUAUAACACUCGAGUUUCCAGAUACAUACAUUCUGAAGUCUGUGAACAUUACAGUCAGAUCUGUUAAAAAUGUAGCUUUCUCCUUUGUAUUAAACCUGAACGUAAGCAAUGCAUGGAAUUUACUUGAGAGACCUUUACAUCGUCAUGUGGUGAGAUCUGGAGAAGCACUAGAUUCUCAAUUGGGGUCAUUCCAAAGAUGAGUCUAUAAGAUAUUUCCUUUGCCUUUGUGUUUGUUAUGUAGGUUUUGGAAUGUGUCUUCAAAUUAUGUUGCUUCUUGUUAUGGAGUGUGUUUCUAAGGAAACGAUGAGGAAAGGAAGAGGUUGUUUUUUUUCUUGGCUGACAGGUUCAGAUACAACCAUGACAUGAGCUGUCAUAAUGAAUUUAGAUAGAAGUCACGUGACAGUUGAACAAGAGUUUAGGUGAGAAAGGAGAGACAGAAAGGACAUGUAUUUGCAGUCAGUGAGAGCGUGUUGCUACUUAAAUCUACUUUCAAGUUCAAUCUAUGUAUAUUUGUUAAUAAUGUUUACACUAGGUUCUGUUUAAUCACGUGGUCUGUUCAAGUUUCACAUCAAGGAUUUACUACACCUACAUUGAUUUAGUUAAACUACUGAUUGGUUCUACUUACCAACGAUGGACUAACAACACUCCUUAAUUCUUUCCCAUUUUAAUAGCAUGAAAAUGUAAUACUCUUACUUAAAUGUUGUUGCAACUGUUGUUUUUUUCAAUGUUGUUUACGUUUCUUAAAGCCUGUUAUGUAUUAUGUGUUCAUAGCCAAGAAAUAUUGAUGAAAUAAAUCUGUAAAAUGCAUGUAUAUUUUGACCAAAAUAGUGUAGAAUGUCUUUUUGUAUAGCAAUUAAAAUAUCUUACAUCUUAUUUUUGCUACAUGUGUAACAUUGAAUAUGAGUGUAGGUAGUCUUGGUUCUAUCUCUUGUAAGCUUAUCCUUUCAUUAUCUUUUAGAAUCAUUGUAAUGUUUGAUGGUUUGGUAUUUUUUUUAAUUUGAAACUUCUGAUUUUAAUAUUUUUUGGGGGAGGGGGGAGUUUAAUUCAACGUAUACACCACAAUUGACAAGUACAGUUUAUUACCCUUGAUCGAUACCAAACAAAAUAAUGAAUUAGCUAUAAUUAAUUUACUAAUUGUUUUUUUUUAACUGAUUCGCACAGACUUGUGUUCAUCUUGAACGGAGAAAUAACAUGUGCAAACUUUGUACCAGACAGUCCGAGUGAGUUGAUAGAAGUUUUGUCAAAAUGAAUAAGUUGGUUUAUUUGUGUAUGAAUUUAAACGUCCCGUUAUGUAGUACAAAAAGCUUAAAGCUUAAAAUUUUACAGAGCGUGUCUUUUACAUAGACACUGCUGGCUGAGCAGAGGUAAAAACAGACCAGGAAUGGCAUAAGUCUUUACAUAGACACUGCUGGCUGAGCAGAGGUAAAAACAGACCAGGAAUGGCAUAAGUCUUUACAUAGACAUUGCUGGCUGAGUAGAGGUAAAAACAGACCAGGAAUGGCAUAAGACUUUACAUAGACACUGCUGGCUGAGUAGAGGUACAAGCAGACCAGGAAUGGCAUAAGUCUUUACAUAGACAUUGCUGGCUGAGCAAAGGUACAAGCAGACCAGGAAUGGCAUACGUCACGUAGUUUGAUCAACUAAUGUUACUUUCCACACGUUGGCUUCGAACCGCUGCUGGUAAAAAUAUAAUGUCCAUGUCUCGGCAAUGUUGAUGAAUUCAACGAAUA
Messenger RNA from Biomphalaria glabrata, 3452 nucleotides. RefSeq lists its product as uncharacterized. The record is from RefSeq and is a predicted model, not a curated record. NCBI's taxonomy places the organism in Eukaryota, Metazoa, Mollusca, Gastropoda, Planorbidae. The transcript has 7 exons. Bases 255 to 1922 code for a protein of 555 amino acids.